GAGUAGAUAAGGGAGGCGAGGGGAUAUUUCUCGUUCCCAUCAACAACUCAUCCCCAAUCCAACUUAAGCGGCGGCCGUCUGCACCACUACCACCAACCUCCGCCACCGGCGUCUGGCUCACCGGCGCGAAUUCGAAGCCCCCGGUGCGGCCUCCUCCUCUGAAGAAGAUCCACCAGGAAGGUCUGUCCCGGGCGCGGCUGCAUUGGAGUGGCCGUUGGCCAGUCCGAGAACCACCGCGCGGCUGCGUUGCAGCUCGGCCCGCGGCACUAUGUGCCAGCGGCGGGGCGCCGAUGGGCCAGUGGAGCUGCUCGCCCAGUUGUCGAAGACGUCUCCGAGCGCAGCAGCCCGCGCGGGGAGGCGCAGCCCGAGGCUAGCGCUCGACGAAGAAGCCCCAGCGCCGGCCGCCUCGUGCGCCGGCGUCGGAGAUGGAAGACGCGGGGAGUCCGGCUGCGCGGGCUCCGCGAGCGGCACAGGCGGCGCAAGUUCGGCUUCCUCCUGGACCUCGUAAUCUUGUGGCGGGGGUGGCUGCAGCCUGCAGGACCAUCCAUGGCCCCCAACCAUGCACCGGGCACGGACGCGGUGGUGGAGGAGCCGCAAGUUCCGGCUCAACGUCGACGUCCACUGCGUCGUCCGCGGGCUCCAGUACAUCGUUCGCGUACAGGUUUGGAGCGGCCGGUCCGGCAAGAAUCCAGGCCGGGAGCGGCGCCGCCGCCGGCAUGGCCGGUUCGGGCGGAGCAUUAGAAGGCCCAGCACCAUGGCGACCUCGGACGCCAUGUCCAAGACGUGGUCCACGGCGACGGAAACCGUUCCGGCGGCCUCCGAACCGGCGCAGAUCACGGGCGUGGCGGUUGUGGCGGCGAAGUCCACCAACACCAUGGCGACGGCGACGGCCCUGUCGGCGUCUACCGCCGCUACGAACAAGGUGCGGGAAGAAGGACAGGAGACCACGAGGCAUCCUCUCACCUUUUGCUUUCUUCCCUUCUGGCUCUUUUUUCCGGCGACUGUCGCCGGCGUGAUUUGCCUAUGCGUGCUUUGGGCAGAGACAAGUGUUAAUAAUGUGUGAAGAAUGAUUUGAUCGAACCGUAACUUUCAUUGAUGAUCCA
Triticum aestivum (bread wheat) is the source of this 1103-nucleotide messenger RNA. RefSeq lists its product as uncharacterized. The record is from RefSeq and is a predicted model, not a curated record. Lineage: Eukaryota; Viridiplantae; Streptophyta; Magnoliopsida; Poales; Poaceae. Bases 560 to 1063 code for a protein of 167 amino acids. The transcript has a single exon.